Messenger RNA from Scatophagus argus, 2976 nucleotides. RefSeq names its product CCAAT enhancer binding protein alpha (gene cebpa). The transcript has a single exon. Gene Ontology annotation, biological process: myeloid cell differentiation; DNA-templated transcription; regulation of transcription by RNA polymerase II. The record is from RefSeq and is a predicted model, not a curated record. Gene Ontology annotation, molecular function: DNA-binding transcription factor activity, RNA polymerase II-specific; RNA polymerase II cis-regulatory region sequence-specific DNA binding. The coding region runs from base 227 to 1135 and encodes 302 amino acids. Lineage: Eukaryota; Metazoa; Chordata; Actinopteri; Scatophagidae.
AGCUCAGAGGUUACUGAGCAGGAGGAAUCAGAGCGACGGGCUGCAGCUUUCAGCCGCUUCUCUCCGCUCGGCAACACAAAUCAAACCUGUUACGUUCUGCCCCAACUUCAGCGCAGCUUUCAGCGCAUGUGUGCAGCUUCACCAGCCCCCGCUCACACACUGUUUGACUUUCUCCAAACUGGAUUCCCGGAGCACCUCGCCAUGCCUGCCCGGGUUUAGAUUCUCCAUGGAGCUCUCUAACCUGUACGAGGUCGCGCCCCGGCCCCUGAUGAGCAGCCUAAACCACGGCCAGCAGACGUCCUCCGGCUACAGAGACCCAGCAGACCUCGGCGGAGAGAUCGGAGACAACGAGACCUCCAUCGACCUGAGCGCCUACAUCGACCCGUCGGCUUUCAACGACGACUUCCUGGCCGACCUGUUCCACCACAGCUCCAGGCAGGAGAAGCUCAAGAUCAUGAAUGGAGAGUACGACUCGGUGCCGUGCGGCCCGGGGCCGCAGCAGCUCUACAUGUCCAACUACAUGGAGUCCAAGCUGGAGCCUCUCUACGAGCACAAUCCGCCGCGCAUCCGACCGGUGGCCAUCAAGCAGGAGCCCCGGGACGAGGAAGACAUGAACCCGGGCAUGCCUCCCACCUACCACCUCCCGCACCCGCACUCCCAGCAGUACUCCCAGCAUUCCCAGCAGCAGCAGCAGCAGCCGCACCUCCAGUACCAGAUUGCGCACUGCGCGCAGACCACUAUGCACCUCCAGCCGGGACACCCGACCCCUCCGCCGACCCCGGUGCCCAGCCCGCACCAGCACCAGCACCAGCACCAGCACCACCCGCACCAGCACCAGCAGCAGGGCGGCCUGAAGCUGCUGGAGCAGCAGCGAGGAAGCGGGAAACACAAGAAGCACGUCGACAAGAACAGCCCGGAGUACCGGCUGAGGCGCGAGCGCAACAACGUGGCCGUACGCAAGAGCAGGGACAAGGCCAAGAUGCGCAACAUGGAGACGCAGCAGAAGGUGGUGGAGCUGACGGCAGACAACGAGAGACUGAGGCGGAGGGUGGAGCACCUGACCCGCGAGCUGGACACGUUACGGGGCAUCUUCAGGCAGCUGCCGGACGGAUCCUUCAAACCCAUGGGCAGCUGAGAGACUACUGAGUCGGACUGGAAGCAGACUGGAGGCGGACUGGUACACUGCUGGAAUUACACACACACACACACACACACACAGAGAGAGAGAGAGACACACACACGGUUCGACAUGUCUUCACGUGUGGGACGGACUGAGAGCUGAGAGGAGACCGAGGCAGCUGAAGUGUUCACUGCAAAAUUAUCUCAACUAAUCAUUUUGUCCUCAGUUCCCAAACUCUCUUUGUGAAACACGCGGGAACAGAAAUCAGCAAACUUUCCUCAAACCUUCAGCCAGUUUUCAGACGAGUUUGUAUGUAAAAGCAGAACAGCUGAACUGUUCAGCGUCUUGUUUCAGGAAUUUUUUAGAACCGAAGUGUCAGACGGUGAAACCGGACAGAAAAAGAUUCUAGAAAAGUUUUGAAACAAGAAGCAGGUGAUUUCAGCUCGCCGUCUUCUCAUUGGCUGAUCAGUUUUUACCUGUCCUGUGGACUGUGGAGACAGAACGACCCCUUCAGACUGUGUGUUUGCAGUGUUCAUGUGCCUUCUGAAACUUUAGAGUCAAAGCCGAUAAGCUCGCCGGCCUGCACACAGGACGGAGGACUGCUGGUUUCUGUGCCUUGUUUCCAUACAGACUGUGUGCACGACACACUCGACUCACAUAUCAGAGCAGCUAUAAGGUAGGGCCUGGUGAGGUGACCCCACACCGGCCUGCUGUGCAUGUUUCCUUCAUUAUUUUUAUUUGUUUUAUACAAGUUACCAUCUCCAUAUCUUCUCCUGAUGAACUUUGUCCUGUAGAGCUAUGAAGUGCAAAGUGCACACUGCUUGCAUUUAGACUAAACUGUUUGUGUAUGGAUGUUUAUGGAUGUAUUUUCUUCCUGCAGACACAAUAAUGCAUCAGUUUCUGUGCUUGUCCGGCGCAGGGCUGUCGGCUCGACACUCACGGCUGCGUGUUACGGUGCGUGGGGUCCGUGUGGACAGCAAUCAGUAAUCAGAUGAUGUCUUUAAAAGACAAAAGUCACAGAGAGUUUCUGCUGCAGCUCUCAGGUCAGUUUGCGCCCAGAGGGAAGCGGCGGUAACGUCUACUUCCUGCACUGUGAGCAGUCAGAGCUGCAGGAUGAGAGCCGCUCAGCUCUGCGCCUGCUGAUUCAAUGCCAAAGUAAAAACACAGAGAAAAAAACGCCGACUGGAACUGAACCUGUGGUACCUGCUCCAUCAUGUCGCCGUCCUGUGGGGAGCACACGUCUGCAGACCUGCUGGAACUCGUCUGAGGAUGAUGCAUUUCUGAGUCUGAGGAUGUGAUGUGUGGCUCCUCGGAGGACGGCGACAGUGAAGCAGCUUCUUCGUGUGCACUAUUUGUGGUCAGAUGAAGCGCAGAGUCCGGUUGUCGGUGACACAUGGGUACUGAUCCGAACGGGAAAACACGUCCCACGCGUGGGUUCCUGUGGAGCUGAUUUACAGAGAAAAACCAACAAAAACAAAAUGUGAAAAGGGUUCCUAUGCAACGACUUUCUUCCUCUUUUCCGCUGUCGAAUCAUCUCACACACACACGCACACACACACACACACACACACACACGGUGCCUUCUGAUCCUCUGAGAUGACCUUUGACCUCUUGCUGAGCUGCUCGUCGUCGCUCUGUUCAGAAAGAUGUUUGAAGACGAUGAUUCUGUCAGCGAGGAAGAAGGAAGCACUUUUCCUGUUUUUUUUUUUACAAACUGAUGUUAAACCAAUGUUUGUUUAAGAGUUAACGUCUCAAUUGUAAAAUAAGCCUAUAUAUAAAUAUCUAUAAAUAAAUAUAUAUAUGAAAUACCAAAAAAAAAUCUGAAAUGUUAUAAUAAAAGAGCUUCUUUUAUCAGA